Messenger RNA from Amoebophrya sp. A25, 1588 nucleotides. The record is from the annotation of a GenBank genome assembly. NCBI's taxonomy places the organism in Eukaryota, Dinophyceae, Syndiniales, Amoebophryaceae.
CCUUGGUGUGCUCCGAGAUCGAUUUCGGAUCAUCUGCUAGUGGUGUUCCUCUGGAAGGUAUCCUUAUACCGGAAGAUGCAACACGAUCUUGACAGAUUCUCCUGUCCAGACAAGUCACGGCCAAGAGGAGUACUCAGUUGCCAAUGAUUAUUUAUCUGGUCUGACCUUCACUCUUUGUCUUUCUUAAGUUAAUUAUUUACUUGUCUUCAAAGAGUUAGUACCGGCGUCACUCUUUCUUAUAAUCUUUUUAUACAGGUGCGAUGCUGGUUUGUCUUUGUGUAAUGCAGCCAAGAAUUUGACAAUCGUUUUUUGGAAGCGCCAUCAAGGAAGUCUUGGAUUCUUGGUUUCCUAGACGUAGUUGUAGUCCCUCUAGGCUUCUAUUAUUUAGCUAGUACAAAGAGGAAGCAAACCAUGUCAUCGUCCUCCGAGGCUGAGCCAGUCGCAAGGACUGAUGAAGAAACCACCGGUGAGGAGGGAAAAGAAGGCGAGGAGACGAAGAUUGGCAUCGGAGGUCAAGAAAUACCACUCCAGAGCCUAAAUCCGCAACAAUUGCAGCAAUUGGCGCAACAGCUGAAGGUAGAAUUAUCGCAGAUGGGGAACAACAUGAAGCAGUUUCAGAUAGCUGGUGAUCGGUUUCGCGGUAGCGCAGAAUGCCUAGGCAUGUUGCAGAAACAAGCCGGGGGACAGCCAGCCAACACGAAAAAACUCUUAGUUCCGCUUAAUAACGCAGUUUACAUGGAUGGGUUUGUGUCGAAGCCGGAUCAGGUACAUCAAUGAUGUGAGUGAUUGUUUGUUGUUGUAGUUGGUGAUAUUCGUUAUAGUCGGCGAGAAGUGGAACUACUACAUCAUAGUGGUUUUUGUCAAAUCUAUCUUCAUCGCCUCAAAGUCUACGUCUUCCAAAACUCCAAGAGAACAACACUCUCGCUCUCAUUAUAACGGUACUUUAUUUCCUACACCUUGAUUAAGGUCCUCGUCGACGUCGGCACUGGCUAUUACUGCGAGAAGAGUAUCCAAGGUGCGACGGAUUUCUUGAAUAAGAAGGUAGACUUGGUCCAAGAACAAAUGGCUAAUAUCAAUCAAGUGGUGAAGAAGAAGCAAGCAGUCUAUGAAGAAGCAGUUACGAUGCUCAUGAAAAUGCAGAAGGAAAUGGGUGGCGGGGAAUGACCAAGUUUAGCAUCAGCGUUACAUGCUUCUUCCCGAGUUGAGGGUAGGAUUACAUUUUUAGAUGAGUUCUUCUUGAAGAUGUUGAUGAACAUAGAACAUCUUCAACUAGUUAGUACCAGCACUUUCUCAGAAUCAAGAUCAUCUGUAAAUGGUGGUGAUGACAAUGUCGAUGUUGCUACGUCGAGGUGGUCAUGAUGGUAUUAAAUUAAACUGAUUUCUUCUUGUUUUCACAAUCACGACUGCUCUACUACCUCAUCCUCAUUUUAAGCGAACCCUCCCAGGACGACAUACCCUGUCCCCAGUGAGUUGUAUUUGCAUGAGAUACCCACCUGUCUCGUCAAAACUAUCAUGACUGAAAAUGUGAAGACUAUUACCACCGCUACCCGCGGCCUCCCCUCGUGCGUCGGCGGGGGUGGAAAGAAAU